AUGCCAUCGGAUGAAAGUGACAGCGAUGACCGGGAAGAGGAUGGGUCACGCAUUUUCCCCGUUCUUGGAGAAGCUUCCCUGAUCCAUUCAUGGCGGGAACGACGGGAGAAGCGUGAAGAGAAGCGCGACAAGGAUGGGGACCGAGAACGUGGAGGCGCCCUGGCUGGUGCCCUGAGGAACUUGUCUGGCGCCCUGGGAGCCUCCGUGGCUUCUGCCCGCGAUGCGCGCCCCGGGCCGUACGACCGCGGCACGGCGCGCGGCGCGGAGGGCGCGGUGCCUGGCGCGCGUGGCGCGGAGCCGAUGGAGGGGAAAGGUCGGGGCAAGGCGGCCAUCUUGCCUCCACCCCGCAAGACCAUGGACCGUUCACGCACCUGUCCCUUCUUGCUGCGGAUCUUCCGAAAGAUAGGUGCUCAUCACGGCAUUGAGGCCUUUGCCGAGCGUGGCAAGGAGCCCGUCGACUGCGAGCUCCAGGUGUAUGCUUGGCCGGAUGUGACGCUACGAGAGUUGGCGGACUUGAUCAAGGAUGUGGCCCCAGAGGCGCGAGAUCCCAAGGUGCGUUUGGCCUUCAACCUCAUCUACCCAGAUAAGACUGGCAAGAAUGUGAGCACCAACUUGGGGACGGUCACAUGCUCGAAGCGUGGCCCGGAUGAUGACAAGGCGUCGAGGUGGAGAGAAAAGGGCGUCCACAACCCGCCAGCCGCGGCGCAACAGCCGUGCCGCGCCGUGCCGUGCCGUGCCAUACAACGCGGAACCACCCACGCCGGUGCGAUGCCGGUGCCGCUGCAGCGGUUGUGGGCGCGGCUGCACGAGACGGAUGCAGAUCGCCUGGCGGCGGCGCGGGAGUUGCUGGUCUCUGCUCCGGCCCAUCAGAUCCCCUGGCUCUUUGAAUGGCUUGCGAACUCCAACAAGAAGGGCCCGCAGACGAGCCAAGGCUUGGAGUUGCUGAAUGAUGUCUUGGAGCUACUGCCUGUAAGCUACCCUCUUCACUCUCAUGUGCCUUGGCUCCUGUCGCUGCCAGUGCAACAGCCAGAUGGUCCACCACUGCUGGAGAAGUUGUUGAGGCGUCCACCUUCGGCUUUCCGGCCAAGUGUGGAGCAGGCCAUGCCCAUCUUUCAGACCUUGGGCGCCACCAGGAGUGCUCCGAGACGCCUGCUGCUGCGCGCGCUGGAGUCCGCGGCGCCGAAGAAGGCCUUCCGGACGGUGCUGGAUGCCUUAGCUAUCCUGGCAGGAGCGGAUUUGAGUGAGGAUGAGGAGGAGCUCUUGGCAGUGUUGCUGCGUCCGGCGCAGCUCGGUGGCUUUGAGGUGCUGGCUGCCAGCUGGGAGGCGGAGAGUCGCUCCGAGGUCUACCAGGCCCAGUUGCUUCCCUGCUUGACAAAGAUGAUGGCAGAGGAGACACUUUGGCGGGGCACCUGUCGGCUCCUGGUGCAGCUCUUUCGUGCCCUGGCCAAAGCUUUCGCCAGGCAACGUGCGCAGGAGCAGGUGCUGACCGACGGGUCCUCGCGCCGCGGCGACGAGCGCCCGAAGACGCCGGUGGAGUUCUUGGUGUUCCUCCAGUUCUGGAAGAUCCUCAAGCCUCGGCUGAAGGAGGGUCGAGAGGCUCUGAGCUGCCUUCAGCAUCUCUGGCAAAGUGUCCGAAGUUUUGGUCUUUACCGUCCCCGGGAAGAUCCCCAGGGACUCCAGAGCAAGGUGCUGGACAGCUGCUGUGGCGUUCUCUUGAAGCGUUUGGAAAGCCAAACGAUGGAGGUGCCGGCUGAUGCAUUGGAGUGGGCAUGCUUACAGGAGUUGCUCCAUUUGGACGUGGCGCCUUUUGAGUCGAGGUUACAGCGUUUCUGGAUGCUCUUGAGCCGUGCCACGUGCGUGUCGGGCGCGCCCUUGGCGGCCCGGCUGCUGAAGUCCUAUGCGGCGCUGGCGGACCUCUCCUCCUGCCUACAAGCACUGACAAGUGCUCUCGAGCAGUCUCAAGGAGAUGGAUGUGCAUUGCUGAUAGAGCCCCACUUCGUACGAGGCCUUGAAGAGGCCGCGGGAGAGAUUUCGGCUCCGGGGCCGCUGAAAGGCACAUGGACGAUGCUGCUGACCCCCCUGCAGGCGGAGUCCGAGUCCCGCUCCUGGCCGGCGCAGCUCCUGCGGCCCUUCGUGGCCGGGCUGCGGCCCAACGAGUUGUGCUUGGACGCCAUGCGAGAUCUUUUUCACCAGACCUACGAGCUGGUCGAAGGUACUGAAGGAUCACCCGCCAUGGAAGGCUUGCUACUGGCUUUGUGCACUUUGGGCCGCCGGCUCAGCUCCUGGGAGCUGCCGCCGCUGCUGGCGGAGCCGCAGGACACGGCGCGGAAGAGCCGCGAGGGUCUGGAGCGCUUGGCGCGCAGCGGCAUGGCCGCGCAGGCUGCAGCGGUAUGCCUGGCGGCGCGCCGGGAUGCUGCGGAGGCCGGCGACGAGGCGCUGCUGGAGGCAUUGCUGAUGGAGGCCGAGCAAAGCCUCUGCCCUUCUUCGCCUUCGCAGACCCGGCGCCUCGCCGUCGCGCCGCCGCUGCCGCUGUCGCUGCUCUGCGCGUCCAGCGCGUCCAGCGCGUCCGACCGGAAGCGGAAGCGGCCGCGGACGACGGCGCCGCUGGAGCGGCUGGCGGAGCUGUUGCUGCCGGAGGAACAGGAUCUCUUCGUCGAGGAACAGGCAUUGCACGGCCUCUGGUCCAAUGUGGAGGUUCUCUUGGAACAUCCGGCGCUGCGCGGGCCCCUGCUGCGCCGGCUCCAGCGCCAGGUAGAGGAGGAGUUGGCCUCAACCAGGAAGAAGCGCCACCGAGCUGCGCCUGCGCCGCUGCUUUCGCGCCUGCGCGCACUGCGUGCUGUUAGCGCAAUAGUGCCUUUGACGCCCAGCCAGGAGCUGCUCUCCCAGCUGCUAGAGCACGGAGUGGUGCCCAGACCCAAGGAGCUGCCAGCCGCGAGCUUGGGGUGCUUGGCAGAGCUCCUCUCAAGGAGUGAAGGAGAUGAGGCCUUUCUGACGCGUGUCGCCCAGAAGCUCCAAGAGGUGGCGCGCGUGGUCUCGAGCGAGGCUGCGUCACCGUCCGCGGCUGUGGGCGAGACUGCCCGAGCGCUCGGCAGCUGCGCGAAGGCGGUGUUGCGGAAGGCGAAGGCCUUGAAGAUCGAGGCCUUUGACCGGACCACGUUCUUGGGGGAGCUUGUGGCACUGCUCCUCAACCAGGGCACCACUGGGGCGCCGCGGCGGUGGCGGAUCCCGACACCCCGCGCGCUGCUUGAUGGAGGUGCUCUUCCUGCUGAGCUGCCCCUUUUGCUAGCAUUCCUGGAGGGGGGCAGCUUCGUGCAGUUGGGUGGCCUGGAAUUGGACUUCCAGGAGAGGGAGAGGACGCCCAGCACCGAGUGCGUCGAUCUGGCGGAUCUGACCCAGCGGGCAGCAGGGGCAGCACAGGUCUUGGAGCUCUUGGGGAAGGAGCUCCGAAGCGCAGCAACGCAAAGGCUGGUAGUCUCCUGCCUUCCGGAGGUGAUAGAAUGGAUGCAGCAGAACCAAGGGAUUGGAGAGCUGCCCGUGCGAAUGGCAAAGCUCAUGGAGGAGCUUUGUCAGGCAGACUUGGAAGGGUCCUUGCAGGCCUCGGUGCUCGAGGUGCUGCUGAGCUGGUCGGAGCUUCCCCAGGACGAUGGUGAUGAUGACAGCUUUCGUUGCUUGGAGCUCUGGGCUGCCAAGCAAAAGGCUUCCGCGCAGCUGCUGGAGAGGCUCUCCCUGCGGAUUUGCGCCUUGCCGAGCGAUGCGGCUUGCUUGACUCCCGUGGGCCAUGCCCUCGCGCGGCUGCUGCGAGGCUUGGGGACCCUCGAGCUUGCUGGAUCGUCCUUGGGCUGCGCGAUCGUGAGUGCGCAGCGGUUGAUGGGCGCCUAUGAGGAGACGGCUCUGCCUUCGCCCCUGCUGAGUGCCUCUGACGUGGUUUGGGCGCUUUACACUCGCCUGGCCAUGUGUGGCAAGAGUGGACGAGGUCGUCACAAGUUUCAUCCGCAAUGGCCUCAAGUAGAGGCUUUGCUGCUCACCUGUGCCUCGCUCGCCGCCCGGGCAGGGGUUCAUGUGGCAGGUGGCGACCCCCGCGGGAAUUGCAGGCACUAUUCAGCCUUGCUCUCUUGGGCCUAUAAGCUCUUGUCGGCCGCCUGAACCGCACUUGGUUUGGAUUGUGAAAGUGAUUUUGCUCGCACAAUCUCGCAUGUGUGGACUCCCCAAAGCAUGGCCCUGUCAGUGGCACACAGUUGGAUAUUGGAUUGGACAGGAUAUUUUUGAUAUUUAAUCAUUACUUCAUUUGAUUGAUUGGAUGGCCACUGGCCACCAAAUUUGAGAUUAGCUUCAAGAGAACCAAAAUGACAAGAAGAUCAGAGUCUGAGACCAAUCAAUCCCAUCCAAUCCGUCACCACCGGACUGAUAGACAGCAUUCCAUCACGGCUCGACCUUUUUCCAGCACGGAGCCUAGGCUUCCAACCACUAUUGUUUUACUAGUUUCUACACUACAAAACCAGUUCGUUCCCAUCUUUGUCCCCAAACUCGGGGUUUCUUCUAGACCUUUGACCUUAGACCUUUAGACACACCGUUUGGGUUUCUCUUGCCGGGAUCAUUUCACGGUCCAACGGACGUUGUUUCGGCCGCUCGACGCCACCACUCGCUUGGUCCAAC
Molecule: messenger RNA, 4653 nt
Organism: Durusdinium trenchii
Lineage: Eukaryota; Dinophyceae; Suessiales; Symbiodiniaceae
Source: the annotation of a GenBank genome assembly